AAUUCAAAGUGCGUGUGUGGAUGUUUAUCGCUUUUGAGUUUGACAUGUUAAAGAUUCAAUAUUUUAGGAGUAUCAUCAGUUAAAUACCAUAAGUCUAGCCAUAAUCCGUACGAAUUAAUAUGUUUACUUAAAAUAUGGGUUUUAAUUUUUUCAAUAUAUCGUAGCGGCCUAAUACUUUUUUAAAAUUUCUGACAUCGUCAAUUGUGCGUUUUUGACUUUUUUAUUUACAACUUAAGCAGUUAUAAUUUUUGUAAGAAUAAUAAUUAUUAAGUAGUGCUGUGGAUCGUUGACUGGUGAUUAUAUUGCAAGUAUCGGAUAUUAGGCUGCAGAUUUCUUCCUGAUAAAUAUUACGUUGUGACAUUAGGUUAAUAUAUUAUAAAAUGCCACAGAGAGUAUGAAAGCUUAUUUAGUUACUAAUUGAAUAAUUCGUAAACUAAGUAAAGUGUGAAUUUAAAAAUUGAGUGUGCCCGGACGGAUUGGGGGGGGGGAAAUUAUUUUUAUAGCUUCUUAUUUUCCAUUAUAGUUAUCAUAUAAAUUUAUAUAUGAAUUUCCUCUCUGUAGCAAAGAGUUCCAUAUGUAUUAGCUUUGAAGAGAGGUUAAAAUAUUAAAGUGGAUUCAUCCGAUAAAAAUUUUGAUUUGAUUUACAUGCUAAAUUUUACUUCAUAUUUAUUAUUUUGCUUUCAGAUUUUCAUUAAAAAUGAAGUAUCUAGAACUUAUAUUUUCCCAGUAUAUGGACAGAGUUUACAUAUAUUUAAUUAAUUAAAGUUUCAUUUAAUUGAAAUGUAGCUGAUGCAUAAUUUGCAUGGACCAUGAAGAAUCAUAAGCAGGUCACUUUUUUAAGGCAUUGACUAAGUUUCCUCAAUUUAUGAAAUUAUUUCGUGGAUAGUUCAAAAUAUCUUAUAUUUAAAUCUUUCCUGCCAUAUGAUUCUGUCUUAGAAGAAUAGUUUUGUUUUAAUUAACAAAUUCAGAAUGAAAUUUUAAAAUAUAUUGCUUUUGUUUAUUAUAUAUAAUACUUAGUAAUUGUACGAGUCCCAAACUAUAUUGCAAUGAAAUCAUCUAAUGAAACUGGGAAUAUAAGAACUUUCCUGGGGAAAAAACAGAAAUCAUUUGAAUUUCAUUCAGUUCAUGAAUUUGAAAGCAAAGAUUUAAAAAAAGUAAUAAAGCCUUGUGCAUCAGCUUCAUUAUUAUCUGGGAGAGGAAAGCUGAUGCUGCAGCAGCAAAAUUAUGAAACUUUCUCAUCAGAAUUUUCUCGACAAUCUUUUAAAAUUUAUGGAAUGGAAGACCAAAAGUUAUUUCUUUCUUCAUAUCAAAUAUUAGAAAAAAUGAAUAAACUCAUAUCUAAAGUUACUAAUAUUAAAAGUUACAGCUGUUCUCAUGAGAAUCAUCUUGAAUGUGCAUGUGCUCAGAUAAGCUUUAGAAAAUUAAUUUUAUACCGUGAUAAUCUGAAGCAGCUUCUAGAGGAAAGAUGUACAUUAAUAUUAAAAGAAGAAUGUGACUUUUGUGUCAAGGAGAGUUUGAAUAUGAUUUGUGAUUUUAAGCAUAUUUAUAUAAAUGAAAAAAUGAAAAUGACAUCUCUUCCUAUUCAGUCAUUUAACAGAUUCAUUGACAGUUCAGACUUGAGUAUUUCAGUAUUAGAAUUAUUUUUGAAAAAGCUGCAAAUGAUCUGUGAUUUACAUUUAUCUCUCAGCAGCAGUUAUCAAAAGAUCAUUAAUUUUUUCCAUGUUAGUUUCAGUAUGGAUUUGUAUCAAAUAGUUUUAAAAACCAACAAAAUGUUGCAGAAAUUGAAAUCUGAGAUAUUUUAUUGGGCUCAUAAAAUACUGGCCAUUUAUAUGCAAAAGCUUUGUUUAGCAGAUCCUAAUUCAGUUUCACCAAAUUUUUUGCAGGACGUUUUAGAAAUUUAUAAAGUUUUCAAUGUAAUCAUAUCAGAUAAUGAAAAGGUUAUGAGACAAAAAUAUUUGAAGGCAGCCAGUGAUCUUUUUUAUGAUAGUGUAGUGCAUUAUGAAUGUAAAAAGUUGCCAUUUAGUAUUAUGCUACAGUACCUAUCUCUAUUUGAAGCUAAGGUAGCAGCAGAAAGAAUUGUUCAAUUUUUAAUUGGUAUGUGUAAACAUUUUAAGCUAGUAAAUUUCCAAAAGAAAGACAGUUUUAAUCAUGAAUGGGUCAAAGUAGUGAGUGCUACAUCUGAUUAUUGUAGCGGCUCGGCCAGUGAUGUUAUUUCAGAAAAUGUGCUUGCUGAAUCACCAAAACCUGUAUCUAAUUUUCUAAAUGUCCUGUUUUCCUUAAUGCAGCGAAACCAGUCUUUCGUUUUAAAAUAUUUGUAUGCUAUUAUGAAUGUAAAGAAUAUAUCAUCGCAUAAGAGUAGAACGAAACAUUUGCAUGAAAAAACUUCAAAACUUAGUUCAGUUCGUCAGACUUGGAGCUUGCCACUACAAGUACACGAAGGGGACAGUUACAUUCAUCUAGAGGAAAUAUAUUGGUCACAUUUUUGGAAUAAUACUGAAAAAUUCAUCCUGAAACUCCUUUUACAAGUUCCAUACCAUCAAUAUGGGGCAGCUGCUGCUGGAGCAAUUAUUUUAUGGCCAGAAUCAUAUCGUAAUUACAUCAUACACAUUUUACAAAUGAGUAUAAAAAAUGAAGAUAUCUCUCCUGAAAGCAGAGUUGUUAUGAAUCAAAUAUCAAAUUACAUUUUUGCUUAUUCUUUGCAAAUUUCCUGGGAUAGAGAUUUUUGUUUAUCACUUUCUGCUGUGCAGGUUGAUAACUGUGUGCCUGUGCCAACAGUGCAGAAUGAGAUCAGAACUCACACUGGAAAUUUGUUUUCUGAUUGUUUAACACAAGUUACUAGAAUUUUGAAUAAUGAUGUUCAUGAUAUGGAACUACUUAUUUAUUUGAAAUGUAUUCUUCAAAUUCAAGCAACUUUAGAUUGUUUUAAUUUAUGGCUGACUGUGAGAACCAGAGCUUUAGUGUCAUCAUGGAAUUUGUCAAUGUAUAUGCUCAUCAGUUUUUCUGAUUGUCGACAUGCGGCUAAAUUAUUGAAAAGUAGGGAGAUACCAGGUGCUUCAACAGAUAAGCAUUCAGUGACGUCAAAAAUUAUCCCUUCUACCAAACACAAGUUAGAAAGCUCUGUUUUAAAGCAAGUUAAAGAUCUAGAGGGAUGUGUAUCUGAAGCUCCAAAUUUGCUUUACAAGAUUUAUUACAGAACGACAUCAAGAAUUCUGCUGUCUGUCUUGAAAACAGCCUGUGGCUGUCAAAUAAAAAGAAAAAUUUCUCCCUUCCAGUCAAAGAUGUAUGGGCCUGUUUCAGUAGAAGAAAUGUUGUUUCCAUUGACUGAAAGUUUAAACCACAUUGCUGAUGUAUCUCCAAUAAUCAUAGCAUCAACAUCUGCUAUCGCAGAAGCAUUUCUGCAUUUUCUUUAUAAAUGUAAAAGAAGUUUAAGUGCUGCAAGGAAUGUUAGCUUUAUAAGUGCAGAAGCAUUGAAAUUUCUAUUGUGGGUGAAGAAUCUUCCUGAACCUGAGAAAGGAAACAUUGCAAAAUUGGAGUCAGUGCAGAAAUUAUGUUCUGUGGUGGAACUAAUACAGUCACUUGCAUCUGCUUCAAGGAGCUGUUUAAAACGGAAUAAUCAGGUGCUCCCAUCACCAUCCUUGGGAAUAUACCCUGAAAGAAAUACAGAGUUCACUGAGCAAGAGAAACGUGACUGGCAUUCGUUAAGAAUGAAAUAUUCAUUUUUAUCAUGUUUUAAAAUUUCUUUGUGAUAUAUUUAUUAAUGUAUUCUAUAGCAUAUUAUUAAUAUAUAUUUAUAAUAUAUUUACAAAUUCCCUGUAAGUUCUGCUAUGUAAAUUGAUAAAGUUUUAAAAUAAAAAUUGCAUUUCUGAACUU
This is a messenger RNA of Stegodyphus dumicola, 3870 nucleotides long. RefSeq lists its product as uncharacterized. NCBI's taxonomy places the organism in Eukaryota, Metazoa, Arthropoda, Arachnida, Araneae, Eresidae. The record is from RefSeq and is a predicted model, not a curated record.